AUCUCAACCAAGAGACUUGGAAAGUAGUGACCGAUCCGAUCCUCUACGACCUAGCAGCAAGAGGGUUAGAUUCACAACAGCUGAGGAACAGAACACACUGAGGGAAAAUGAAGGCCGUCGUUGUUUUCGUGCUCCUUAUCGCAGCGGUCUAUUGUCACCCUGUGAAACGCUCAGCCAGCAGCAGCUCAGAGAGCUCUGACGUGCAGCCUGUUGAUACUCUGGCUUUGAAAGACGCUGCGGUUGCUGAUGUUAGCUCUGAAGAGGAUGCUGAUGAUGAUGAUGAUGAUGAUAAUGACAGUGAUAGCGAUGAGUCCGAUGAGACUGGGCCCACCAGUUCUCCUCCUUUCAUCGAGACCACGAUAAUUCCCAUUAUUGAUGGCCGUGGAGACAGUGUCGGCUACCAGAGUGACUACAAGAAGAAUGUCUAUUAUGUGGAUGGCAACAACAUUGAGAAAGGACCUUCUUCUUAUAAAUCAUAUGGAUCUGACAAGUCUGAGUACGAUGGUGUGGAUCUGAAGGUGUACAAGGCUCUGCAGGUGCAGAAUGUUGGGCUGGACCAGGCUAUGGAUGCCUCAAGUGGCACGGAUAGUGAUGACACAAGCCAGCAAGAGCAGAAGGCAGCUUCCUCUGCCAGUCCCAGUCAGGAGAGUGACGAGAACAGCCAGAGCAGCGAAGAGGACACAACCGACGCCACCACGACCGACAGCAACUCGUCUGAGAGUAGCGAGAGUGAGGAGACCAAUGCCAGCGAGCAGCCUGCACUGCUCAAGAGCAAGAACCCUGAUGUCAUCAUCGCUUAAAUACACCCACCCCAAACCUGCUGGUGACAAGUGACUCACUUCACUUCAUGUGAUAAGUAGCAGAACGCAAAGAUACAGCUCAGACAAACCCGGUCUAGUACCGAGACUGCAUUUUAUUAACUGUUAAACAAAUCUGUUUCUGUUAAACAAAUCUACAUUUGCACAAUCACUUAUAAUAAGUUUAUGUAAUAUAUUUUAUUCUCCAUUGUAUCAUGAAUUAUCCUUUAUGAAUAAAGUCUUU
Messenger RNA from Tachysurus vachellii, 1041 nucleotides. RefSeq names its product secreted phosphoprotein 1 (gene spp1). Bases 108 to 800 code for a protein of 230 amino acids. The transcript is spliced from 6 exons. NCBI's taxonomy places the organism in Eukaryota, Metazoa, Chordata, Actinopteri, Siluriformes, Bagridae. The record is from RefSeq and is a predicted model, not a curated record. Gene Ontology annotation, biological process: cell adhesion; ossification.